Molecule: messenger RNA, 1124 nt
Organism: Suillus paluster
Lineage: Eukaryota; Fungi; Basidiomycota; Agaricomycetes; Boletales; Suillaceae
Exons: 2
Coding region: 1-1029 (342 amino acids)
Source: RefSeq, a predicted model, not a curated record
AUGAGAACAAUGGUUGCCCACGGACUGUAUGAUCAGCUUUCACCUCCGGACAAUGAAAAAUUGAUCUGGGAUGGUGAUCUGCGCUGGUGUUGUAGUGACACCCAGUGGGACAGCUGGCCCGGGUGUGAAGAAUUCGACUGGGUCGUUGACUACCUGGCGAACGAUAACCUCAAAAGAGACGAUAAAACAGAAGGCGAUGCUUUGCUUGUACUGAGUGCCAUGCGGGGACUAGGGAGCUCUUCCAAGCGACCUUCCUAUAUCAAGGCGCUUAUCCGUUGUAUGCACCCCACCAAACCUCCCCGAGUCCGACAUGCCGCGUUUAGAGCUGUCUUUGACGCUCGAGAGGAAUUAGCCUCUAUCACCACUGACCCGACUUGGGUGCGACAAGGCGUCGACGCAAAACUCCUGAAUCAACUUUCUUGUGCACUUUUGACUGCCGUAUGGCCAAAUCAUGACCAGACAGUUCACGGCAGUGCACCCGACGCCACUUUGCACAAGAAUCGAGACCGUCGCUACAUACAACUCAUGUUCACCCUGACAGAGCAUGACGAGUGGUGUCAACAUCUGACCCGUGAUGACCAUCUCGGGCGCUGCAUUUCUUUGGUUGACGAAGCCUGUAAUAGAAAUUGGAAUGUCAUGCACUACCUUCCUGUGAUCUUCGGUCGCAUCAAUAUCUCGCCGGGCAAGGAUUUUCCUUUCAGCCCUGCACAGGAGAACUGGCGGAAAGUCCUCCAAAAAACAUGGCAGCAGUUCAACGCUGGCGACCAGUGGUGGAAAAACGACUACGCGGAUACAAUACUAGCUCUCGUGACAACGACGAAACUGAAUUUGCGAGGCUCGGAUGAUAGUGUUCUGAGGAAGUGGUUUGCAGAACUGGCAACAGAGGUAGAUCAGGCUAUAGGAAAUCUGCAGAGUCAAGCAGACGAUGUGAACGGUGUAGCUCAGGACACAGUUAACACUGCGAUAUCCCGGGCGCAGGAAUUGCGCGAUGAUCUGAUGAAUCAUCACAAAGGGACAGCGGAUCUGUAAGCUGUAGUACUUCUUAUGUUUUACUCGUACCAAUUUUUAUCUGUUCUUGGAAUCCAGCGGCGUCGGCGACUGGCGCAUUUUCGCGCCGCUGGUAC